Messenger RNA from Pyrus x bretschneideri (Chinese white pear), 1017 nucleotides. Its product is annotated as putative F-box/LRR-repeat protein At5g02930. The transcript has a single exon. The record is from RefSeq and is a predicted model, not a curated record. Bases 1 to 1017 code for a protein of 338 amino acids. NCBI's taxonomy places the organism in Eukaryota, Viridiplantae, Streptophyta, Magnoliopsida, Rosales, Rosaceae. Gene Ontology annotation, molecular function: protein binding.
AUGUGUGAGAUAUUAUCAGCUGGCGCCAGUGAAUCCAAAGGAAACUCUUCUCCAAGAAAGUGCACCAACACCGAUCGCAUCAGUGCAUUGCCGGAUCAUAUUCGUCAUUCCAUUACCUCAUUACUGAGUAUAAAGGAUGCCAUACGCACUAGCACAUUAUCCCACAAAUGGAGAAGAACCUAUGCUUACAAGUCAAGCCUCGAGUUUAAUUGGCAUGACUUAAUUCCAAACCCGGCCAACGAAGCUCCUUUAGGAACAGUUUUAAGGGCAAAUGUGAAGCAGUUCCAAGAAAAAAUAGAUAAAUUCAUAUCAUGUUAUUUGGGGACGAAGAUUGAAUCGUUCAAGGUUCACUGUCAAUUUGGAAGUAGGCAUGCGCUUAAAAUCAACGGCUGGGUGGACUUUGCUGUUUCAAAGGAUGUUGAAGAUCUUGACCUAGCUUUUACUUGUGAUGAGGUGCUCUCUAAACGUACUAAUGAUGUUUGGGAAGCCAUAGACUACUAUGAUUUCCCUACUCAUAUGCUUUUGAGUGGUGAAGAACCAAAAUUUAUCAGGCAUCUGUCCUUGCGGACGUGCACCCUCCGGUCAGAUAUUUUUACCAGACGGUUUAACGCCCUAACAAAUCUUGUGCUGUCGGAUUGUAAGUUCAUCGGAGGUGUAGAGCCGCUUGACUUUUUAUCUGGGCCAAACCUUGAGUUUCUGAAACUGGACUACUGUAAGGGAUUGGGAAGUCUACUGCGCUUUGACUCACUUCACCGUUUGAAGACCCUAACGGUGACCAUGUGUGACGGCUUGAAGAGGAUUGAGGUAACCAAUGCCCCCAGUCUCACCUUUUUUCGUUGUCACGGCGAUGGAAAUGUAAAGCUCACUUUGGAUGUGGUUCCCAAUUUGCAAGAAAUGUAUGUUGUUUUGGACGGAAUCGAUGUGAUUGAAAGCUUUCUUAAGUUGGAGAGAGAAGUUCCUCAUGUCCCUUUCCUUGGAGUUGGCAAACCUAUGCACAACUACCUUCGACCGGUUUAG